AUGGUGAACCAGAGGCCGACGAUGGUACUGUUGUCAAUUUUACUACGCCCUAAAGAAGGAAUGCGUUUUGACUCCGGUUUUGAAUUUAGUGAAUUUUGUCACUGCUAUGCUUACAACGAAGGUUUUGAGAUGUUUGUGAGUAGUGAUGAGAUAAAGAAAGAGUAUAAGGAUAAGGGUGUAAGUAAGAAAGGUAUAGGAGAACUUGAGGCUAAGGCGCAUAUGAUGCAACGAAUAAGAUUAAAAUGCAAGAAGGGAGGUGUUAAAAAAAGCGAGGGGUCUAAUGUUACAGGUUGCAAAGUCUUUGUUUAUGGUUCAUGUAAAAAUGGAGAGUUUAUAGUUGUUAAUUGUCAUUUGGUGCAUAAUCACCCUCUAAGCCCCGAAUGUAGUCGAAUGAUGGUUAAUUACCGUAGCAUUGAUGGAGCUACCUUCGAUAGGAUAAUGAUAAAUGAAAGGGGGGGUGUGAGCGUUAGUAGAAACUUUGGCACUCAACUGAUUGAAAAAGGUGGUUUUGAUAAUAUUACGUUCAACAAAAGGGAUGUUAGAAAUGCCAUAGCUGUUGAACGUCGUAAAACAAUGUUUGAGGAAGGAGAUGCUGCCAGUCUUGAAAAGUAUUUCAAAUCACAACGAGAAUUGAAUAGCGAUUUUUAUAGUUCUAUGCAACGAGAUGAAGACGGUAUUUUAAAGAACGCAUUCUGGUCUGAUGCGCGUAGCAGAGGAACUUGCAAAUACUUCGGGGAUGUGAUUAGUUUCGACACCACCUUCUCUAGCAAUAGGUAUCGUAUGCCGUUUGCCCCUUUUGUUGGCGUCAACCACCACGGGAAAUCAAUUGUAUUCGCCGCCGCUUUAAUAUCACAUGAAGAUACUGAAACUUUUGUUUGGGUUUUUGAGGAAUGGUUGAAGUGCAUGGGAAAGCCUCCGAAGGGCAUUUUAACCGACCAAGACAAGGCAAUAGGUAAGGCAAUUAGCCUAGUUUUCCCAGGUGUUCCACACCGUCUUUGUUUGUGGCACAUGCUACAGAAUGCCUCUCGGAACCUUGGCAAACUUGCUGAAUGGAAAAGCAUUGAUACACUUAUUAGAACGACCGUUCAUGAUAUGCUCGAUCCUGAGGAGUUUGAUGAGGCUUGGUGUCUUGUGAUGGACACAUAUAAUCAACGUAAGGGCUGGAUCCUACAAUAG
Spinacia oleracea (spinach) is the source of this 1176-nucleotide messenger RNA. Its product is annotated as protein FAR1-RELATED SEQUENCE 5-like. Bases 1 to 1176 code for a protein of 391 amino acids. Lineage: Eukaryota; Viridiplantae; Streptophyta; Magnoliopsida; Caryophyllales; Amaranthaceae. The transcript is spliced from 3 exons. The record is from RefSeq and is a predicted model, not a curated record.